UCCGGCGCAGCCAAUCGCAGCCGCGCGCUCUAGGCGCGUGCUCGAGGCGCGUGCCCGGGAGGAGACCGAGGAGGAUCGUCAGGUGGGUGGGCUGACCUGAGGGGUUCGCUGCUGUCGGGCUGCAUCAAGUUGCAUUAUUCCUUAUUCACAACCUUCGAUUAACUAUGUCACACUCCGCCGCGCUGCAGAAGCAGGGCAGCUCUCUGACACUGGUGCUAAUGGUCGUUGCUGCGGGCACUGGAGGAACUCUUCAGUACGGCUACAACCUCGCAAUAAUGAAUGCCCCUACAACUUUUAUUCAAACCUUUAUCAAUGAGACGGCCCUGGAGCGCUGGGACAUCCAGCUGGAGGAUUACCAGGUGACACUGGUCUGGACAAUCACUGUCUCCAUCUUCUCGUUGGGGGGCUUUGCGGGGGCUCUCAUUGCAGGGCCUAUGACCAUACGUUUUGGAAGGAAGAAAUGUCUGCUGCUGAACAACGUUUUCCUCAUGACUGGUGCGCUCUUAGCCGUGACAAGUAGAUCUGCCAAGUCUUUUGAGAUGAUCAUUAUCUCACGCGUGCUGGUCGGAAUAAAUUCUGGAAUCAGCAUGAACGUGCAACCGAUGUACUUUGGAGAAAGUGCGCCAAAGCACCUGCGGGGGGCCAGCUCACUGUCGUCAGCUGUUUUUGCCGCAUUCGGUGUAAUGUUGGGACAGGUGGUCGGACUCAGAGAGAUUUUGGGCAGCGAGCCGUGUUGGCAGUACCUUCUCGCCAGUAAUGCCAUUCCUGGCCUCAUUCAGCUCCUGACACUGCCGUGGUUCCCAGAAAGCCCCAGAUACCUGCUCAUAGACAGGGGCGACAAGGAGGCCUGCAUCAACGCUCUGAGACGUCUCCGUGGGUGUGAGGUCCAGAGCAGCGAGCUCAAUGAGAUCCUGGAGGAACAGGCAGAAACCAAAGGCAUGAGGCCCAGACGACCCUGGGAGCUGUUCAGCGAUCGCGCCGUUCGCUGGCAGCUCAUCACCGUCAUGGUCAUCAGCAGUGCCAUGCAGCUCUGUGGCAAUGACUCGAUUUACUUCUAUGCAUCGUAUGUGUUCAAAGAAGCUGGAAUAGCCGAUGAGAAAAUCCAGUACGUCACCGUUGGCACUGGUACAUGUGAAUUCACGGCCUGUAUAAUGUGUAACCUGCUGGUCGAACGCAAAGGUCGGAGGUUCAUGCUGAUGGGAGGGUUCAUCCUCAUGACCAUCUGGGCUGUUGUCUUCACAAUCGCUCUGUCAUUUGAGCACUAUAUAUCCUGGAUGCCCUACCUGAGCAUGGCCUGCAUCUUCACCUACAUUCUCAGCUUCGGCAUGGGACCAGCUGGAGUGACUGGCGUUCUGCCCACAGAGAUCUUCAAUCAGACUGCUCGGCCUGCGGCCUACAUGAUCGCCGGCUCCAUGAUGUGGCUCAACCUUUUCAUCACUGGAAUGGCCUUCCCAUUUCUAGUGGCGUCUGCCUGUUGUCUGCGCUCUACGUCGGCCUGUUUCUGCCGGAGACCAAGGGGAAGUCUCUGUCAGCCAUCACAAGUGAAUUCCACAAGCUCAACUUCAAAGGCCAGGACCAAAACGGUCCAUCGCAGACUGAGGCUCAGUAUCAGCUGGGUGAAGUGUGUCGUUCCACGUCCUUGUAGACGGACUCUUUCUCCUGACACGUACCGUCACACCCACUGUUUGCCUUACUUCGACCUGAACUGGAGUAAGUCACGUGGAGUCAGACGGUAUCGGGAGAAUGUUCUCUUUCAUAUCACUGAAAGCAACUGAGGUCUUCUAUAACUCCUUUAUCUGGAGUGUGUUUUCUAUGUUCAUUUAAAAGAAUUAUCUUUACAUGCAAACACUUACAUGUUGCAAUUAUUUGUUACUGGUUAAUAGGAAACAAAUAGAAAAAAACAAAUGAAACGUAAUUAGGAAGUGAUUCAAUAAAAUUGUGUUCACGUGUUGCCACCUAUGCUGAAAAAACCUUGUUGUUUUUAAGGUAAAGAAAAACUGCACAUUUAAGUUUAUAUGAGCAAAUAAACUCCAAUUAAUUUUAUUAUGAUAUUUUGGUAUUUUCUUGUUGAAGUGGGUCUAAGAGAAGUUCAUGUUUUAGCCUCUGGUUUGGGAGGUCAACGGUCAGAGUAAGCUGCCCAAAGGCCUUUCUGUAGGGUUGUGUACUUUUUUCAAUGUGGCUGAUGGUGGACCAUAUCAAUGUAAACAAAGACAUUCAGUCAGUUUAACUUGGGCUCCAUCAAACAAGGUGCUCAUUUAUGAAAUGGUCCCUAUGAUGCUGAGCAUUAAGACUUUUAGCAAAGACUGAAACUGCAGGACAUGAAAAGAAAAUGUUUAAUUGUUCAUGUUGACUAUUAACAUCACUAUUUUGUGUUUUUAAUGAAUUGAAUCUGAGCAAAUAAAGUAUUAUAAGUUUCUCA
Molecule: messenger RNA, 2419 nt
Organism: Scophthalmus maximus (turbot)
Lineage: Eukaryota; Metazoa; Chordata; Actinopteri; Pleuronectiformes; Scophthalmidae
Gene: slc2a11a
Product: solute carrier family 2 member 11a
Exons: 12
Coding region: 165-1775 (536 amino acids)
Biological process (GO): monosaccharide transmembrane transport
Cellular component (GO): membrane
Molecular function (GO): hexose transmembrane transporter activity
Source: RefSeq, a predicted model, not a curated record